This is a messenger RNA of Neocloeon triangulifer, 858 nucleotides long. It is a transcript of the gene bai, whose product is annotated as transmembrane emp24 domain-containing protein bai. Lineage: Eukaryota; Metazoa; Arthropoda; Insecta; Ephemeroptera; Baetidae. The record is from RefSeq and is a predicted model, not a curated record. Gene Ontology annotation, biological process: intracellular protein transport; endoplasmic reticulum to Golgi vesicle-mediated transport; Golgi organization. Bases 132 to 752 code for a protein of 206 amino acids. The transcript is spliced from 5 exons. Gene Ontology annotation, cellular component: endoplasmic reticulum-Golgi intermediate compartment; endoplasmic reticulum; Golgi apparatus.
UUCAACAUAUGGCUGCCAACUCAUCCCUAGACGUACCGACUGCCGCACAAUAAAACUUCUGUGUCCACCAGUUUUUCGGACUUUCGAUGAGUUGGGACAGUAUCCAGAGCAAAGAAAUUUGAUCCGUAACGAUGGAGCGCUCCUCUGCAUUCGCUGUGCUCAUUUUGAGCAUUAUAUUAGGCGUCGACGGCAUCAUGUUUCACCUUCAACCCAACAUGCAAAAAUGCUUGAAAGAGGAACUUCAGGUGGACGUCUUUAUGAGUGGAGAAUACGAAGUGUCCGAGGCUCCAGGGCAAAAAGUUGACUACGUGGUUCGCGAUUCAAAGGGCCACAUCUUAUCUCAAAAAGAGGACGUCAACAAAGGAAAGUUCUCAUUUGUGACUGAAACCUACGACACGUUCGAAAUUUGCUUCAUGUCAAGAGUGCCUCCAACUCAUCGAGGUGUGGCUCAAGAAGUGUCCCUUGUUACUAAAAGAGGAAUAGAGGCAAAAAAUUACGAAGGGCUUGGAGAGGCUGCCAAACUGAAACCCAUGGAAGUGGAACUGAAAAGGCUUGAAGAUUUGUCGGAAGCAAUUGUUCAAGAUUUUGCCAUGAUGCGGAAGAGAGAGGAGGAGAUGAGAGACACUAAUGAAUCAACAAACAGUCGUGUACUGUACUUCAGUAUUUUCAGCAUGUGUUGCCUUCUUGGACUAGCCACUUGGCAAGUGCUGUAUCUCAGACGGUUCUUCAAAGCCAAGAAGCUUAUCGAGUGAUCACAUUAAGACAAUUGGGCAUUAAGAACUUUCUCAUAAAAUUUUGUCAACGUAUAACUUGUUUUUGGUAUCUGCUGUUGGUCAAUUAACAGGGGGGGGGGGGGGG